Peronospora matthiolae is the source of this 2046-nucleotide messenger RNA. The record is from the annotation of a GenBank genome assembly. NCBI's taxonomy places the organism in Eukaryota, Oomycota, Peronosporomycetes, Peronosporales, Peronosporaceae.
AUGACGGCGAUCUACAUCAAGAACCGCCUGCCUUCACCCAAGAUCGACCACAAGACUCCGUUCGAGAUCGUGUACAAGUCGAAACCAAGUGUCAAGCACAUGCGCGUGUUUGGAUGUCGGGCGUUUAUCCUGACACCAAGGGAGAAGCGAUUGAAGUGGGACCCGAAGGCUUGUGAAGGGAUGUUCAUGGGCUACGAAGAAGCGUCAAAAGCUUAUCGAGUGUACGACAUUGAGGCGGGCCAAGUGGUGAUCAGUCGUGACAUCACCUUCGACGAAUCGACUUUUGACUUUUCGAUGGACCGACCAAGUGACGAUGAUGAAGAUGCGGAGUUGGACCUCGACCUCCUGGCGAUCAACGAGGAAGACGUGCGUCAAACUGUCUACAAGCAGACUGGCAAGCGCAAGAGUGAAGCAAGACCCGGCAUGUCACGGUCAGCUCGCCCUCGAACUGGGUUGGAACAAGCAAGUGCGCCGGAACACGUCUCCAACCGUCACCAGAAACGACGAUCAAGUGCUCCAGAAACGAUGUCUGAUGACGAAGAAGAUGCAAGCGUGUACGAUCAAGAUGACGACUCGACGCCUCCAACAUUUUGGCGUGCAAGUGCAAACGCAGUGGAAGCAACGGACCUAGCAGAACCUGUGACUUUUCAAGACGCGAUCAAUGGUCCUGAUCAAACUCACUGGCGAAAUGCUGUGAAGGCGGAACUCAAGUCGAUGCAUCUUCGUGGAGUUUUCCGUGCGGCAAAACUGCCAAGAGGCCAAGGCGCGAUCGGCACCAAGUGGGUGUUCAAGAUCAAGCGCAAAGCGGAUGGAUCGGUCGAGAAAUACAAGGCGCGUCUCGUUGCCAAGGGCUUCAAGCAGAAGUACGGCAUCGACUACACAGAGACGUUCUCGCCCGUGGUCAAGUACGUGACACUGCGUAUGGUGAUCGCGAUCACCAAGUAUUUCGACUGGCCACUGGACCAACUCGAUGUGGUGACAGCCUUUCUCUACGGAGUGAUGAAGGAGAAGGUGUACUGCGUGAUACCAGAAGGCGUCGAGAUGGAUGGCGACUUCGACUGUCUCGAGUUGGUGAAGGCGAUCUACGGUCUCAAGCAAGCUUCACGUGUGUGGAACGAGACUUUCGACGAGUUCGUAUGCUCCAUCGGUUUCGAAGCGUCGGCGUUCGACCCAUGUCUCUACAUCAAGGUUGUCGACGGUCACUGUGUGCUCGUGCUGGUCUACGUGGAUGACGUGUUGGUCACCGGCAGCUCGCUCGAGUUGAUUGCGCAGACGAAGGCCGACCUCAAGACGCGUUUCGAGAUGACCGACAGUGGCAAGUGUACUUUUGUACUGGGCAUCGAACUGGUGGACGAAUCGGAUGGCAGCGUGACAAUGUGCCAGCGACGGUAUGUCAACGACAUCCUCAAGCGCUUCGGCAUGGAUGAGUGCAAGGCCACAGCAAGUCCGGUCGACUUGAGCACUCGGCUUGUCGCAAGCACCGAAGCGGCCAAGAUCGACGUUCCGUUUCGUGAAGCUGUGGGAGCUUUGAUGCACUUGACGACUGCGACGCGCCCGGACAUUGCGUAUGCUGUGGGGCGCAUCUUUCGUUACUUGCAAGGGACCAAGUCGCACGGACUCCGCUUCCAGCCAAGCGACAAGAUCGACUUUCGUGGCUACUCGGACGCGGACUGGGCCGGCGACCACGCUGAUCGCAAGUCGACUUCGGGUUACACUUUCAUGCUGAUGGGUGCUCCUGAAGGCAAGUGGGUGCAUCGCCUGCUAUGCGAGAUUUUGGCGGCCGCAAACGAACCAGGACCGGACCUCGUCAUCCGUGAAGACAACCAGUCGUGCAUCAAGAUGACGAAGAAUCCGGUGAAUCAUGGCCGCGCCAAGCACAUCGACAUCAAGUACCAUCACAUCCGUGAUGAGGUCAAGCGCGGUGAAGUGAAGCUCGAGUAUUGCGAGACUUCCGUGAUGAUGGCGGACAUCAUGACCAAGGGACUUUCGGGACCUCGUCACAAGGACUUGACGACGGCUCUCGGCAUUCGUGCGAGUUCGGAUUGA